Aspergillus oryzae RIB40 is the source of this 786-nucleotide messenger RNA. RefSeq lists its product as uncharacterized. Gene Ontology annotation, biological process: amino acid transmembrane transport. The transcript has 2 exons. The coding region runs from base 1 to 786 and encodes 261 amino acids. The record is from RefSeq and is a predicted model, not a curated record. Gene Ontology annotation, molecular function: amino acid transmembrane transporter activity. Lineage: Eukaryota; Fungi; Ascomycota; Eurotiomycetes; Eurotiales; Aspergillaceae. Gene Ontology annotation, cellular component: vacuolar membrane.
AUGAUAGCCACUGGGGUUCAAAAUGCGAACGGUUCCGGUGGGUUUAAUGUCGGUCUUGCUGCUUGGUCGCCGUGGCCAAAGGAAGGAAUCACUUUCGCAGAGGCUAUCGUAUCCACCAACAGUAUUGUAUUCGCCUAUUCCUUCGGUGGCUGCUUACCAUCGUUCAUGGAAGAAAUGCACACCCCAGAGGACUACAUCAAGACCCUCUGGUGGCUCGGAGGCAUUCAAAUCGUUAUUUAUACUCUAACAGGCUCGCUUAUCUACGCAUUCGUGGGACAGGAGGUGCAGUCCCCUGCUCUACUGUCAGCAGGUCCUGUUAUCUCAAGGGUCGUUUUCGGUAUCGCGCUUCCAGUGAUCUUCAUCUCGGGCUCGAUCAACACCACGGUGGUCUGUCGGUAUAUCCACGGAAAGGUAUAUCGCAACUCAGUUGUCCGGUACAUCAAUACCCCAAGAGGCUGGAUUACAUGGCUUGGACUUGUGCUUUUCGUUACCAUUCUCGCGUGGGUUAUUGCCGAGGCCAUCCCUGUCUUCUCUGAGCUACUAUCUAUCAUUUCAUCACUAUUCGUUUCGGGCUUAUCCUUCUAUCUCCCACCAGUCAUAUGGUACGUUCUUCUUAGGGAGGGUGCAUGGUACGAAAAGCACAACUUGAAGACUGCUAUGUACAAUCUCGUGGUGUUUAUUGUUGGGAUGAUCGUCUUUGGAUGCGGCACGUACGCCAGCAUUGCCGAGCUGGUUCAUAAGUUCGAGUCAAAUUCCAUUAGCAAGCCAUUCACGUGUUCUGCUUGA